AUGGCUUCAUCUCCACAAAACCGCGAAACUCAUGGCUGGCGUUUCUGGGCCGUGUUCCCAGGACUCUGCUUCUCCAUCUUGCUCGCCGGUCUGGACACUUCAAUCGUAGCGACGGCCCUGCCCACAAUCGCCGCAGACCUCAGAUCCGGAGCCUUGUACGUCUGGGCCAUCAAUGGAUACUUUCUCACCACGGCAGCGGUGCAGCCACUCUUUGGCCAAGCGUCGGACAUUUUUGGCCGUCGCAUGCCCAUGUUGCUAUCGAUUGCCCUCUUCACCCUGGGUAGCGGGCUCUGUGGGGGUGCCAAAGACACGCCCAUGCUGAUUGCUGCCCGCAUGAUCCAAGGACUCGGGGGAGGCGGCCUGUUUGUGAUGGUCGACAUCAUCGUGGCCGAUCUGGUUCCGCUGCGUGAUCGACAGCUCUAUAUGUCAAUUGUCAUGGGAACCUUUGCCUUGGGGACAUUCAUCGGACCCAUCAUCGGAGGCGUCAUCGUCAACGACAUCUCCUGGCGAUGGAUCUUCUACAUCAACCUACCCAUUGGCGGCACGGCCUUGGUCUUGGUCUUUCUCUUCCUACGAGUCCACUACAAACGUGAAGGCACGCUGGCUGGCCGCCUGAAAAGGGUCGACUUCACAGGGAACCUGCUUUUGACGGGGGCCGUCGUCGCUGUCCUCAUCGCCCUGACAUGGGGUGGGACAUUACACCCUUGGGAUUCGUGGCAUGUGCUCGUCCCGCUGCUCGUCGGCACCGCUGGCUUAGUCGCCUUCUUCCUCCAUCAGAAGAUCUAUGCCCCAGAGCCGACCAUGCCGGUGCGCCUCUACAGCAACAGCACUUCGAUGCUAUCGUACAUCGUCACGUUCCUCCAUGGCAUCGAGAUGAGCUGGCUGAGCUUCUUCCUGCCCGUCUACUUCCAGGUUCUUCUUGAGGCCAGUCCUCUUAGGUCCGGAGUUGACCUGCUCGCCAUUGUCAUUCCCUUGAUGCCGGCGGGAAUUGUUGGAGGCCUGAUUAUAGCCAAGUUUGGCCGGUAUAAGCCGACCAUGGUAGCAGGCUACGCUCUGUUAUCUAUCGGUGUGGGCUGCCUGACGCUCCUGGAUGCCAAUUCCUCUACCGCAAAAUGGGUGAUCUUCCAGCUCAUCUGCGGUAUUGGAGGCGGAUUGGCCUUGACGGCGACGCUUCCCGCGGUCCAGGCACCAUUGCCAGAGUCAGACGUUGCCAUCGCUACCGCAUGCUGGGCAUUCGUCCGCAGCUUUGGCUCUAUUUGGGGCGCGGCCAUUCCCGCGGCCAUCUUCAACUCGCGGGUUGAUUCUUUGCUUCAUAAAGUCAGCAACCCAGAAGUCCGUGAAUUACUGAAGCGCGGCGGAGCGUACGAGCACGCGACUGCCUCCUUCAUGAAGUCGUUUAACAGCGACCUGACGACGAAGGCGGAGCUCAUCGACAUCUACACUGCGGGUAUCAAGCAGUCCUGGCAGGUCCUGAUUGCUUUCACUGUCAUCGCAGUGCCCCUUUCCUGCUUGAUCAAAGAAGUGCCUCUCCGAAAGGAACUCGUCACUGAAUUUGGGCUGGUGGAUGACGAAAAGGAUGGUGUGUCUGCGGAUGACAAUACUGAACUCGCGGCCAGAGCGACCGGAGUCGACCGGAGCGUGGCGGGAUGA
Molecule: messenger RNA, 1650 nt
Organism: Penicillium salamii
Lineage: Eukaryota; Fungi; Ascomycota; Eurotiomycetes; Eurotiales; Aspergillaceae
Source: the annotation of a GenBank genome assembly